Molecule: messenger RNA, 8924 nt
Organism: Hermetia illucens (black soldier fly)
Lineage: Eukaryota; Metazoa; Arthropoda; Insecta; Diptera; Stratiomyidae
Exons: 20
Coding region: 2415-8774 (2119 amino acids)
Biological process (GO): positive regulation of hippo signaling
Cellular component (GO): cytoskeleton; cytoplasmic side of apical plasma membrane
Molecular function (GO): protein binding
Source: RefSeq, a predicted model, not a curated record
UUGUGGCGGAGUGUUGUUGAUCUUCACCUUCGCGGUCCGGUUUCUUGCGGUUUUCGUAUACGAUUUCAGUGCAUCGAUCAUUGCUCGAAUUGCAAUUUAUUUGCCGAAUUCACGUUUUUGCGAUUGUGCGCCCAACGUGGACGUGAGUGCAUUGGUUUUUUCUGUGACACCCAUAGUAUCUAUUGCAGGUGUGAUAUAAGGUGAUAGGAAAAGCAAAAGUUCGCCGUGAUUGUGUUUUGUUUACCACUUCCGCGCGAGUGUUAGUGUUCGUGAUCUUCGAGAGGUUUCUUAUCAGCCGAGUCCUGGUUACUUGUGACCGUGUGCAGUGUUGUAUCUUGAGGUGUAUCUUGGUUCCAAUAAGGAGUGAGGAAGAUAUUGGUCUCGUCUUACCUGUUCACAGUGUCCGGCUUUGAGUAUCAGGUGUGCUUUUGUGUUUGUGAGAAUCUCGUUCUUUUACCUGCUGGUGGUUGCGUGUGGUACAAAAGUGGUUCUGAGCCGCCUUUAUGGGUGUUUGUUUGGCUUCAAGUGGCUGAAAGGGUUCAAAAUAUCAUAAAUUUUAUGUGGACUUUCUGUGGAUUAACUGUCGUCUAGUCGCGGUUUAUCUGGUCAUCGUGUUACCGGCGCUCUUUUGGAUUACAAAAAACUGUCUUAUGUCACCAUUCUUCACGUGCGAUGCGUGCAGCAUUCUUUAUACUGAACAGCUGCGGUUCCGGGGUUCACCCGACAACCAGCAAAUGGACUACAAAGCACCAGCGUUCAGCCUUCUCUGUUCAUAAUAAAACGGAACGGUGAAAACUUUUCGUGAUAAUAUAAGAAAACACAUAACGAACGUAAAGUAGCCACUAACGAGGCCAGCGAUAUUUUCUACCCAGGAAGUCUCCUGGAGGCUAGAAGACGAGCAUCGAGCUCCCACAAGCUCCUCUGAAUGGGCGAAUAAACUCUUCCCGAGGAAAUGUCUGUUAUUGUCAGGAGAGAAGUAUAUUCAUAAAUUUCUUGUGAUAGUGCAAAACAAAGUGAAACAUUACAACAAAAUAACGAAAAGCCUCGUGAAAAAUGCCGGAGCGAGCAGACUCUCUAGUGUUCAACGUGCCGCGAAAUUUCAAAACAAAGCAUUCAAGACUGACGGUUCCCGGUGAAUGCAUUGCAUUAUUUCUAGACAGUCAGUACUCUUGCAAAACAGCGUAUAUCCAGACAUCUCCCACGAGGAUGUGCUUGGCGUAAACCCAGAAUAGAAUAGUAACGUGGAAAAGGAUUUAGGAAAGGAGCAUCAUUUGCAAUACUCGACGAACAAACGGACAAUUAUGUAUUUGCUGGAAAUGUUUACGACCUGUACACAUAGAUUUCGUAGCCUAGUUAGCUCCUGAAUAACGACGUCGGGACGUUUUCAAAGGGGAAUACCACCCCCGGCCCGCCAUCGUCAUUGUAACUUCUACAACUGGUCCUUUCAGUAUAAUAUGCAGCUUAUGACGUUUAAUUCGCUCCUAAUGUUUGAUAUAGUGUUUGUGUUCUUCCUGUUUUUGGUCGGAGUCACGUGUCUUGUCUACUACCUCCCCACAGGCGGAGGAGGUGCAAGCAAACAACAUAAUCAAUCACAUUCGCAUUCACAACAUCAUCACGAUCACGAGAGCGCCGGGGAAUCUGUCAACUGUAGAUACGAGCGUCAUAAAUUCCAUUUGUGUCCUCACCACAGACUCACUCAACUUCAUCAGCUGCGCUACAAUCCCCAGUCAGCUGACAUAGACACAGAAGGGACGGAAACAGAGACUGAAUCCGAAGCGACUUGUUAUCCAGAUCGAAUCCGGAAUCAGGAUCGGGAGCGCGAGAUUCCAGAGCAUCUUCUGACACCUUUGCGUCCUUGUCGUUGCAGCUUAUCCGCAGGCUGCUCAGUUUGUACGUAUCCCGUCAAUCGUGAAGGAGAUUGUGUUCUUACUUUGGAUGAGGAGGGUGCUGCUUCCAGUUCCACGGUAGACUUGCGGCUACUAGAACGUCAUCCUACUCCUCAUCACCGUUAUUGCCAUCGACACAGUAUACAAACCGAUAGGUGCCUGCAUUAUAUCGAAGACGACGAUCCUGAUAACGACAGUAGUGAUGACAUUUUCUAUUGCAACGAGGAUAAUUCUUCGGCAAUGGGAGUAAGUAGCUUCGGAGAAAUCCUUGGCUCAGUUGCCCCAUCCGUUUCACCUAUAUUCGAACACGUAGUUAUCAAUGAGACUGAAAAUGGUGUUGCCUCUCCUUGCUCCGCAUCCCACACCGCACCGCAGUGCUGCUACAUUAAGGCCAAGUUUAUGGAUGUAAAGGAAUGUGUAGGACCAAUUGCUGAUGUAUAGAACUCAACGGACAAGUCAGUAUCCUUGGAAGAGUUUUUCAGAUUUGCGAUCGACCGUUAAAUGUUGCUAUAGACUCACAGAUUAGAAAUGUAUCAACGAUCAGACGAAACUACAAAACCAAAAAUCAGCACAAAUAUGGUCAAUUUGUCACCAAAGAAUUCACCAGCCUCUGAAGCAACUGCACCAGCAAUAAACGACAACAAUUACAAUGAUAGUAAUAGCAACGGCAACCCUAAUACCGUCAUCAAUAAUAACAAUAUAAUCGAUAGUGUUAGUGCUAGUAAUAGUAAUAAUCUUGUUAAAAUCAAUCAAAUUAGUAAUGAAAAUCGAAAUCAAAACGUAAACGCGAUUGCAAAAGUAGAAAAUUAUCGACCCACCUACGGUGCCUAUUUAACUAAUAUUUUGCCUAGGGGGCCUUACCUACAAUAUAAAUUUAAUGAUCACCAGCAUCAGCAACAUCAACAGCAACAGCCAAUAAUAAAGUCACAUUUCAAUGAGAAUGACAAUAACGAACAUUUAAACCACCAUCAGCAUCUGAACCACUUCACACAUCACGAACAUCAGCAAGUUCAAGUGAAUCCGAUAAAUCAUCAUCGAGACCAUCAAUUAGAAGCUGUCCCGGUCUCCAAGGACUUUCGUUCAUUACCACACGCCGCUAAUGCAAAUCCUGUCAUCGGCAACAAUCCAUUAUCGAAUUACCAUCAUAGUUAUCACAAUCAGUGUCCUUCGGUAGCAUUAGGACCUAGUGGAGGCAAUAUGGCCAGCGUGGCGCCAGGCUCAGUAGGCAAUCUGGUUAGCAAGUCAACCACCUUUGGCAGCAGCGCAGCAUCUCCAACGCACAAUAUAUACAGCAGUCAGCACUACAUGACGAAUGCGAAUGUGAAUGCCGACCAGUGGAAUCCAAUUUAUCAUCCUGAACAAAGCCGAUCUGCGAAAACUUCCAGCAAUCCAUCUCUGCAGAAUACCAACUCAGCCUCUGGGCCCGGAUCCGCAUACCCAAUUGCGUGCAAUGUCAAUCGACCUGAAAUUAGCGCCGCCAGCAACGGAUUCCACGCAAAGGGAAAAGCCGACAAGCUGCUCCCUGCAAAAGGAUAUCAAACGCUACCACAUAAAUUGCGAAGCGGUCAAGGUGGCAGCGGUGGUGGCGGCAGCCGGGAUACCAACUAUCUACUACAACGAAACCUCCACGAGGAUAUUAAAUCAAACCAGAUGCACGUUAAAACCUACAGUGCGGUACCAUCUGGUUCGUCUGGCACCAGUGACUUUCUGCAACAGAUAAAACAGAAAAAUUCUAAUAUGCUGGCUCGCAUGUCGGCCACAUUAGCCAAAAAUUAUGGCAGGGCAUUGUCACAGCAGGAAAUUAGAUAUCCUUUAACUGGACGAGUUAAUAGUGAGCCUGGCGGCAUGUCCACUCAGCUCAGUCGCUCUACAAAUGCCCUGACGAGCCAGACUAAUUGUGUUACUCUGGACGAUGUUAUAAGAUUGAAGCCCGGUGGAUUAAGUGAAUAUGAAGGAUGGGCACUGUUAUGUCAAGCAGUACAAGCACUUCAGGAUUUAUUUUUGACUGAUACCCCGUCAACACUAAGGAUCCUGCCACUCGUCCGACCAUCGACAAUACAAAUCACCUCACGUGGACGUGUCGUUUUCAUCGUGACGACAACGCUCGGAACAGCAUCGCUUGGUCAACUGGACAAAUUUAAUGACGUGGACGCUUCCCCGUGCCACGAUAUCACAGCCCAUUUGGCGCCGGAGUUCCUGAGUACCAUCGACAAAAAAGUGGCUUUUGCUGAAUCAGAUAUCGAAAAGAUGUGGAUUUACUCAUUGGGCAUAACACUACGGAAGAUCAUAAGGGGCCAGCAGAAUCGCAAGGGCGAGCCGGGAGCACUGUCAUAUGACAAUGGCUCGGAAACGGCAAUUAAUUCGAAAAUUAUGUCAAUUGCAAGAAGCACUUACCAAAAUCAUGGCCAUUGCAACCAGUGUGAAGUCAAAGAGAAUGGCCUGACCAACAAUAGCGAAAGUGGGAACAGUGCAGCCAGCUUGAAUCCCUAUUGCACGUACAACAGCUACCAGUGCGCUCUGGAUAUCAGCCUUGAUCAGGUGCUAGGAUGCAUGUGUGAACGUAAUCUUCAUCAGAGGGCCAGCUUAAUGUAUUUACUUGACGUGAUUUCUACCUUCUGCCGAAAUCAGCAACAGGUGAAACCAUUUUCACACAUUGUCAUGGAAUUGUUUGCUGACGUUACUGCCGCCCCUGAACGGGAUAACGAAGACUUAGCCAAACAUACGCUAAAACCAGUUGCCGCGCCAGCAGAUGGUUCAAGGAGCGAAACCGAUUCUGGACGGAGUUCAGCACAUGGUGACAAAGAUUCAGACUGCUAUGGUCAAUAUGAUUGUCAGAACCAAGCACUACAAACAGCAGAUCUGAAUUACGAUCAAAUGAAUCAGCAGAAUUUGCGAGUGAUACGCAACCGCCCAACAGAGAACACUGAAUACCAGAAAUUCGGAACAAUUGGAUAUGCGGGCGUGAAAACGCUUCUAAUGCAAAAGAAAGAAGGAGUGAGAGCACCUGCUCUUCAGGUAGUACGAAGAAACAAGGAGGGUGUCCUCAGGAGAAGGAAUAGCUUCCGCAGAAAUACCAUUGAUAUCAACUUAUUUGACCUGGAAAAAGCUCGCCAAGAGAAUUUCCAAAUGGAGGAGAAGAACGAUUUGAAUAAAUCUAAAUCAACGAAUUGCAUUGAUCGGAUUGACGACGAAAUUGUCGGUGGAGGCUUGAAAAAGAUUAAGAAUGAUGCAGCAAGGAGGAUGGAAGGAUUGUCAAUGCCGGAUUUGAAUGUACAUAAAAUCACAACGUUACCAAAUAGUCGCCCAAAGAAUUAUCGUUUGAAAAGUUUCGAGGCUCUAACCAAAGCCUAUUCCGAGAGUAGUUUUUGGAUUAAACCUAAUGGACCGGAAUUCAUAGUGAAAUCGAGCUUGCCAUCGAGGGAGAUUGAAUUAGUGGAAUCGAAGUGCCAACAUCGAAGGGUUGUAAGCGUUCUGCUGCUGAACGGCCAAAGUUUGCACAUUUCAUGCAACUCACUCAACACAACUGCUCAGCAAAUAUUUGAAGCUGUUAUAAAGUCGGAGAACUACGUUGAAAACUUCUUUAUUGGAUUGUGUGCAUUGAUUGGUGGUGAUUUUGUAUUUUUGCCAAAGGACUUGAAAAUUUACAAGGUUGCGCCUCAAAUAUGGGUGAAUGUAUCGAAAAGGACGAAUAAUAUUGAUAACGUGUUCUUCACUCUAUUCCUGAGGAUAAAGUUCUUCUUACCAACUUUGCGGGGCAUCAGUUCCCUUGAAUCACGCCAUAUGUUAUAUUUGCAACUGAGAAAAAGUGUUCUGGAGAAACACAUUCUUUGCACAGAUGAUGAUUUAAUCAUGCUUGGAGGCUUAGCUUUACAAGCUGAAGUUGGAGAUUUUAAAGAAAGUAUGAAAUACAGCGACUACUUUACGAUUUCACAUUAUCUACCCGAGGGUGUAUACCAGCGAAACAAAGAGAUGGCGAAAUAUCUGAGAAAUUCGCAUUACUGCCGUCAUGGUUUGCACCCCAAAGAAGCAGAACAAAAUUUCAUCAAGUACGUCCAGGAUAUGAAGGAGUACGGGUUUCACUUGUACAGUGCCGUUUGGACCACCGACGAAUCAAUACUGGUUGACGUGUACGUGGGAAUCUCUUUAGGCGGAAUUGCAUUGUUUGAACGUGAUCGUCAGCCGCAGGCAAAUCCUUCAACCAACUCCAAAACUUCUUACCAAAGAAAACUCUAUAUGAGCUUCGAAUGGCUCGAAAUUGAAAAUUUAUGUUUCUCAAAGCAUAUUCUCUGCAUCGUUGUACGAAAAACGGAAAGUCUGAAAGCAAAAGACAAUAAUAGGAUAAAAUAUAAGCUAAAGAUGGAUGGAAGAAAAAGUUACUUCGCAUUUAGUCUGGCAUCGGAACAUCAUCAAUUCUACAUGAAGCUAAGAAACUCAUUUAUAUCCUUAAAAACUUUAUCGGAUAAAUUAAAUAUUCCAAUUGCAUCGACAACGCCGACAAAGUCGUCGGGUUCCGGGGCCUGUGAUGAGGAACGCCAAUUUAAUGGAGUCGAAAGUAAUAGCAUGAAGGGCAUGCUCGAGAACCACAAUAAUAUGGCUGUUGGGCGACAGGAUGCGGAGAUGAAGCCCAACAAUGGCAAGGAUGAUUUCGAAGCAGACGUCAAUCGUGCAAACAUGGCAAAUGGGAUUGGAGGGGGUGGUAUCAGUUCCGGCAUUCAGGAAAAUAUCAAGAAAAUUGAUAAACAAUUGAAGGCUAGUGGACUACGUGUCAGAAAUUUAAAGAAAUCUAUGUUGAACGACAAUAGAUUGAUUAAGCUGAAGCAACGUUUUUUGCGACGUUCCAAAUCCACCGUUGGGUCGUGCUCAUCAAACGAGAAUGGUAGUCACGAAAACGACAGUAAAAAGUCCUGCAAACGGACGGAAAAAAGCAAUAAUUUUCCGGUUGUCGAGGACAAUGACAGGAACAAUUGCGGUCGCAGCAAAGAAGAGAAUCAGAAUAAAGAGAAUGAAUGUCCUAAAGUUCGUCAGUUGAAUGAUCUCGAACCGAAAAUCUAUAGUCCGAACCGGAAUCGAGUGAAGAUGGGAACACGAGUCUUCUCCACGCAAUUUUUAAACAAGUCCUACGACAAUAUUUAUGAUAGGACGCUGAAUUUAUAUCGUUUCGAAUCGAAUAAUUCAAUUAAUAACGAUGUGAUGGAGAACAAUUUGGAGAUAUUCAAGUUUAGUGGUGCAGAUGAUGGAUUGUCUGUGCGAAGUGCUAGUUUGAAUUCCUUAUACUGUUCGGAGAAGAAGCUAAAUCGAUAUUCAGAUUCGCCGCCUACAAACGACGCCUAUGUGAUACAUUCAAGCAUAAAGAGCGAAAAGGACAUCAACACUCUGUACAAUAACUUCUGCCUGCCAAACGAAACGAUUUCGGAAUCCUUAAUGGAAAAAUUCAACAACAUUUCAGGCAACAAUACGGUGACGGACCGUAUAAUAGCAAAAGUGACGGUGGUGAAGGAACGUCUUAAUAAAAAUCAGAAUCAGAAUCAACAACACAAUCACCUCAGCUAUAAUUCGCAUCUUAAUAAGAAAAAUGAUUUAAUUUCCAACGAGCCGGGAAUGAGGUAUUAUGGGAUCAACUUCGGGACUCCUGCAAAUGCCAGCAACAACAGCAACAUAAAAUAUGCCACAUUCAAUCAGAAAAUGGCAAAGGAAUAUUCGGAUUGCGUAAAUAAUCGAAAUGUCGAAGCGAAUAAUAUCAAAGAGAAUUCAGAAUAUUCUAAGGCUCUAUGGCAUCUCUCCCGGAGUCAAGAAUCAAUUUUCAUUAAUAAUAAAUUUCCGGUGAGAAAUGAAUGUUUGGCUGUAAAUCAGGACACAACGAACAGCAGCUCCUGCAGCAGCAGAUCCGACUACAAUGCGAAGGUACCAGAAGGGACCAGGCACGGAGGGGGUGGCGAAGCGAAUGAAUUUACUUUGGGGAUUAGUAUCGUGCAGGGCUCUGAUAAUAACGUCUACGUCAAGGAUCUGGUGAAAAAUGGUCCGGCCGAGAAGGGCGGAAUACGAAUUGGCGAUCAGAUAAUUGCUGUUAAUGGAAUCUCCCUCCUGAAUCUCUCCUACGCGGAAUCCCUUCGCCUCCUUCAAAAUACCGGACUCAUUGUGGAAUUACAAGUUUCGCAAAUUUUCAAUAAGAACUUAAAUUCAUCAAGACAUUCACCGACGGCGCCAACAACAAAAUCCCAAAAGGAUAACGAGAAUCUAGUUGUAAGUCGUGGAUCCGUCUCAUCCCCGACAACGAGACCUAACUAUGCAAAUAACGAAAGAAGAAAUCUAAACAGCGUCGUAACAAAUCAUUGUGAUGAAUAUUUAAAAUGUCUCGAAAGGGAGCCAGAGGAGGUUGCGAAGAGAAGAAAACAGGAAGCUCGUGUCCUGCUGUGCCAGGACGAUAUGAAUGAGAUGAAAGCGAGCCGACAGAAUGCAGAGCAUCUUGUCGAGGGAAUUGGAAAGCGGAGCAUGAAGCGAAUAGGCUCAUUUGAGAUCGCUGGCGAUAAUAUACGACCGACGCGGGACAAAUUUAAAUCGCCAAGAAACGUGAAUGGAAAUUUAUGUGCUCUAUCUCCGGCAAAAAGCAUGCCAGAUUUGCCAAAGGUUGUUGCCAUAAUCCCCAAACCAGACCAAUUUGCUGAAGAAAACAACGAAAGGAAGAGACGAGUAGCCCGAACUGCUUCGCAGUCCCGGAAGUACUUAGGUCCGGUGCGUUACCCUGUGACACCAAUUAAAACCAUCCUCUCACCAAUUCGCCAUCAGCUAUCUCUCCUAGCCGAUUCAGAUGAUGAACAGACAUAUUUCCUUUCGUCAAUGUACCAUUCAUUAAUAGCACUUCAAUCUCAGAUAUAUUUUCUGGUUGUCUAACAUGCCAGCCAUUCGGAAAAUUGAAAAGGCGAUCAGUCGAUGACUGCAGUAAACCCUCGCGUGAAAUCAACACAAUUUCAUCUCUAGUGGAAAAAUUUACAGUUGUCUACGAUGGGAAAAAUGGACAGAAUGACACCACCUCCGACUACA